This is a messenger RNA of Ipomoea nil (Japanese morning glory), 1938 nucleotides long. Its product is annotated as protein FAR1-RELATED SEQUENCE 5-like. NCBI's taxonomy places the organism in Eukaryota, Viridiplantae, Streptophyta, Magnoliopsida, Solanales, Convolvulaceae. The transcript is spliced from 7 exons. The record is from RefSeq and is a predicted model, not a curated record. Bases 1 to 1938 code for a protein of 645 amino acids. Gene Ontology annotation, biological process: regulation of DNA-templated transcription. Gene Ontology annotation, molecular function: zinc ion binding.
AUGGAAGAAUUCGAUCAAGUUCCCAGUGACUUGCAAUCUCUGAACAACCCCAGUUUGAGUCCCAGCAACAGCAGCAAUGGUUAUACAUUGACCAUAUCUCCUGGAAUGACACAGUAUUGGACUCCGCACUGUGAAGAUAAAAUCAAACCAGCGGUUGACAUGAUUUUUAAAACAUUGGAUGCUGGUAUUGAAUUCUACAACAAUUAUGCUGCCAAAGUCGGGUUUGACACGAGGUCUAGUUCCCUCGUUAGAGCACGCGACGGGACGAAAACUCUAAAGAAAAUCUUUUGCAAUAGAGAUGGAUUUAAGAAUACGGGUGCCCAACAUUGUCACUCAAAAUCAAAUGCAGAUGCGGGGGAAGGUCCUUCGCGUCCAAAGCGGCGGAGGGUUUCAAACAGAACUGGUUGCAGAGCUAGGAUUAUUUUUAAGUACAUUGAAGUAGUUGGGUACCAGGUUAUGACAUUUAUUGAAAAACAUAAUCACAGCAUGUCUUCGGUUCUUGCAAGUUUAUACAGUCAGAUUGUGGGGGAUUACUCUAAAGUUGGGGCAACUGUAGUUGACUUUAAAAAUGUUAGAAGGGAUCUCAGAGCAUACAUAUUGAGUGCUGAUGCACAAAUACUCGUGCAUAAUCUUAUUAAAAAACAAGAGAUGUGCCUUGCAUUUGCUUUUGACUACGAAGUUGAUGAAGAUGAGCAGAUGAGUAUACUGUUUUGGGCAGAUCCAAUGUCAAAAAAGAAUUUUGCUGCAUUUGGAGAUGUUGUCUCUUUUGAUGCCACAUAUUCAACCAACAGGUACAAUCUGGCAAUGGGUAUGGAACCAAGAAUGAUUGUCACUGAUCAAGAUCCAGCUAUGAAAGUUGCGAUUCCAAGAGUUUUCAAGCAAGCCAGGCAUCGUUAUUGCAUGUGGCACAUUAUGUGUAAAGUUGGGGAAAAGGUGGGUCCUACGUUGAACAAGAAUGAGGAGUUUAAGAACAAACUGAACUCAAUCGUUUGGACGUCCUCUUUGGAACCUCCUAAUUUUGAGAAACAGUGGAGAGAGUUCAUGGAAAAUGCUCUUAAAUCACAACGUAACACAUACGCAAAGCUCAACAGUGACAAUGAAGGCUACAAUCCAGAUAUGAAGACGCCUCUGGGGAUCGAAAAACACACUUCAAUCGUCUACACCAUUACUGUUUUCUAUCAAGUUCAGGAAGAAAUAUGUGUCUCCUGUUUCAAAUGUAUGGUGUUGAGUGUUACAGAAGAUGGUGGAAUGUUACACUAUGAUAUUAUGGAUGGAAAGAACAAAAUAUUUACUGUGGUGCACAAUGUAAAUGACCAUGAUGCCAAAUGCAGUUGCAAGAUGUUUGAGAUGGUUGGAUUGUUGUGUAGACACAUAUUUGUGGUCUUUAGAGACCUUGAAAAGAUAACUCUGAAGUAUGUGGUUAAUCGAUGGACUAAGGAUGCAUCUUUAAAGGCUACAUUUGAAAUAGAUGGUGUCAUUUAUGAUCAGAAUGGACCAAAGGAUGAAAAGAAGAUGUUGCUGAACAAACUGUGGUCUGAUGUACACUGUUGUAUAGAUCUAGCAGGUUCAAACAUGGAGCAAUUGGUUGCAUUUUCGCAAGUGAUUAAUGAACAGAAACAGCUGCUAAUGUCAGGAAAGGAAAAGUUAUCCCCCCAGCACAACAGGAAGACUGUUAUAGAAUCAUUUUGUGGAUCAACAGAGAUUUCAGAGAUCAAUAUACUUCCACCAAAACAUUCAAAGAACAAGGGCAGCGGCAAACGUAUCAAAAGCAGCAAGGAGUUGGCAAUGGAAAAAGAAAAGGGCAGGAGUACUUUGAAGACAUCUCUUCUGGUUCUGGCAACAUCCGACACGCUGCCAGCCUGCCACAAUGCUCAACUCUCAGCCUUGGAUGAUGUUUGGUUGCAGCAUGAUGAGCUUGCACCUGAGAAUGACGAAUGA